AUGGACCAGUUGGAAUGGACAACCAGCGACCUGCCGUACUUUGGGAACGUGGCCUUUGCGGGUCCAUUUUCAAUCCAGCAGGCACGGCGAGCUGGCUUCUACUCGCCUGAUAAUCCACCGGAAGUGGGUGACCAGGUCGUAUGUUUCCAACGUGGGGCAAACUGGCAGCGUCGUGGCCAGGUUGAGGACAUCUCUGAGACCGUCAGUGAAGGCAGUGGGCUUCGCAAGGGGCAUGAGGGGAUGCUGGUGACCUUGUCAACAGGCACGGGCUCCUUCACCUGCUGGUCUGCAUUCUUGGCGCCCGUCAACGACAAGGAAUACUCAUCCCUUUGUACUACACAUGGACUGCUCUCCUCGCAUUUUGCCAGUUUGUACCCGUGCAGCAAGGGUGUUGGAGAUGUGGAGUUUGUUUCAAAGGAGGCUGCAAGAUGGAGCCUGGAGAAGUGGCUGAGCAACCUUGAAGAUGCUGACGGCGAGCCCUUUGAAAUCGAUGCUUCCAAGUUGCAGUCCUUGCUUGAGCUCUUCGACUCCCAUCAAGAUGCAUCACUCUACUUGUAUACUACGCAUCAGAAGUUAGGCCAGAGGGUCACUCUGAACACCGGCCAGGACUACUCACUGUACUAUCGCGCGCUUAACAAUACACUGAACUGUGACGCACGAAGCAAUCUGGAGAACGCCAUGCCCCUGAUUCAGCGCAUGGUGUACCUUCUCCUCUACGAUGAAGAGAAUGGCUCCAAACGUAUCCACGAAGGAGGUCGGGUGUGGAAGGGCGACACGCAGAGGCCCGUUCCAUUAAACAUGCAAAAGCUCAGGGAGGCAAUGCGUCUGGACCGUUUUGUCCGCUUUCGCCAGUUCCAGAGCACAACGCGAGAAAAGACUUUGGCAGAGAAGUAUCGUGCGAGGGAGGAUGGCAAGGGCUACCUCUGGACCAUCGACAUCCCUCCAGGCUUCUGGGGAGCGCGAGAUAUCCAGGACCCUUAUCCGUUGAUGUGCGAAGACAUCUCCUGGAAGGAGAAGGAAAGCGAGACGCUCUUCCCGCCCUACUCUGCCUUCCGGGUUCAAAGCCUUGACGAGAGCGGCUGCCAUCUGCUGGCCGUGGUUGCCUUGCCAAGAACAAAGUACUCGAUCGUCGAGCCGAGCUCUUCAGUCGAGCAGAGAGACACGGCCUGCGUGGAUCAGCAGUGGAGCUUCUUGAGUACUAAGACUUCCGAUUUCCUGCCUGGUACGGACUUCCUGUACAUGAUGGAUGCUUACCAACUGCAUAUGCAACCAUCACCCCGUGGCUCCUCCGGGAGCCACGCCCUACCAGAUGGCCUCACACGCUUCGUCAUCCUUGUUCGUUGUGCGGAUGAAGGAGUUGUCGAUUCCAAGCGUCGUGGCGAUCACUGGCAACGCAAUCGGCGGAGGUCGCUCAACUGCACGGAGCGUGUGAUUGCCCAGAAUGGCAGCGCAGCCUUCGGCAACAUCAGCCGAGGCCUCCAAGUAGGCGUUGGCUUCAGAGACCUUCGUAGCUUGCAAGCUCUGGUAUAUCCUGAUCCAGAGUUUUCACAUUCUCACACCCGGAAGAUGCUAAGUUUCAUUAGAUGUUAA
Symbiodinium natans is the source of this 1590-nucleotide messenger RNA. NCBI's taxonomy places the organism in Eukaryota, Dinophyceae, Suessiales, Symbiodiniaceae. The record is from the annotation of a GenBank genome assembly.